GCAGGAUACACUUUACGCUCUUAUUGUGAAGGCUACACCCACAACAUCCUGUCCCUACACCGCUGUCCGCCCGGUAACUUUCCGCAGUAAACAACCCGGAGGAGCCCGACAGAGCUGCGGUGGCGCCUAAUGUCCAUGUUUUGCGCUUUGUGAAUAAAACUGUGCACAUUACCGACCUAUUUGUCCUAAAACGCGGAGUGAUACAAGCGCAGAAAACAGCUUCACACAGCGCGGAGGGAUCUGUUGUGUUUAGCAUUAGCUUAGCAGAGAGCAGAGCACCGCGUCUCCGGCUGGCUCCUAUAAUAUACCUGAACGCGAUGUCGCUGGUGGACCUUGGGAAGCGUCUGCUGGAGGCGGCUCGGAAAGGUCAAGACGAUGAGGUCAGAAACCUGAUGGCCAACGGAGCGCCGUUCACCACCGACUGGCUGGGGACGUCCCCCCUCCACCUGGCCGCUCAGCACGGUCAUUACUCCACCGCCGACGUGCUGCUGAGGGCCGGCGUCAGCAGAGACGCCCGCACCAAAGUUGACCGGACGCCGCUGCACAUGGCCGCCGCCGAGGGACACACAGUCAUCGUGGAGCUGCUGGUCCGGAGCGGAGCGGACAUCAACGCCAAAGACAUGCUGAAGAUGACGGCGCUGCACUGGUCGGCGCAGCACGGUCACCACGGCGUCGCCGAGACACUCAUCAAACACGGAGCCGACGUGCACGCACUCAGCAAGUUUGACAAGACGCCGUUCGACAUCGCCGUCGACAUCCAGAACACCGAGCUGAUGCUGCUGCUGCAGGAGGGCAUGCAGAACCAGGUGAACAUGAACCAGGUGAACAUAAACCAGGUGAGUAUGAACGUGGAGACCAGCGGCGGCACCAACCAGCCGCAGUUCAUCAUCCAGGGGAUCCCCUCCCUCCAGGGGGGGGUGGUGAACCUGGCCGAGCUGCUCAACAAGGCCAACGCAGGUGACUCCGAGGAGGCCCUGGCCGCCAGCGCUCUGGACUCCAACAUCCAGCACGCCACCGUCGUCAACGAGAGCGGUCAGAGGGUCAUCACCAUUGUGACGGACCAGCACGGCAACCUGCAGACCACGGGGGGGAUGGCGCCGCCGUUCUUUGUCACCAUGCAGCACGGACAGCAAAUGCUGGCGGUGCCGGCCAAUACCGUGACAGAGGAGGUGGUCACGGAGGAGCCUCAGCCGCUGCCCUCCAGGAAGAGGAAGCUGGAGGUGACCAACAAUCACAACGACGGCGGAGAGACGGAGUUGUUGCAGAGGCAGCUGCUUGAGGCCAACAGGAAGGCUCAGGAGUAUCGUCAGCAGCUGAUGCGUAAGGAGCAGGAGGCCGAGGAGUACCGCGUCAAGCUGGAGGCCAUGUCCCAAACUCAGGCCAACAACGCCGCCGCCGCCAUCAGCGCCACUGCGGCCAAUGCAGCCAGCCCCGAGGAGGUGGUGGGAGGGGAGGAGGACGAGGAGGAGGCGGCGGCCGGCAUGGUGGAGGAGGAGGGCGAGAUGGUGGUGCUGCAGGAGGGAGGCAUCAUCAUGGAGGGGGAGGAGGGUCAGGUGACGCUGGUGGAGACGGGCGGCGAGACAACGGAGGUCAGCUCCUAACGGGGCAGGGUCAGGAGGAGGGGGGGUGACACACCGACGGAAAGACAGAUCAUAACGGGGGGUGAAGUGUGCACCAUUUUGAAUCCCCAAAAGACAACAGAGAAGGGACUCAAAAUGGCUUCCUAAAAACAGAACGCCGAUUGAAAUCAGACUAAACAAGCAUGAAGGAGGAGUCUAGUCGUGUACCAUUUUGAAUCCCUGAAAGAUUCCAUACCGACACUUCAGAGAGGGAAACACAAUGGCUUCUCCAAAAGGACAAAACAGUAGGAGGAGAAAGACGGAGUGAAAUCAGACUAAACAAACGAGACAGAGGAGUUAAGUCAUGCACCAUUUUGAAUCCCCGAAAGACAACAGAGAGGAGACACAAAAGGGCUUCUCAAAAACAGAAAGCUGGUUGAAAACAGACUAAACAAACAAGACAGAGGAGUUUGGAAGUGCACCAUUUUGAUUCCCCAAAAGAUUUGAUGAUAACACUUAAGAGAGGGAAACAAAUGGCUUCCCCAAAAGGACAAACCAGUAGGAAGAGGAAGACAGACUGAAAUCAAACUAAACAACCAAGACAAAGGAGUUUAGUCAUGCGCCAUUUUGAGUUCCCACUUGUACUGUAACUGAAUGCCUUCUUAAGCGGGAUGCAAAAUGGCUGCUGCAGAAGGGACUGAAGCUGGAUGAGUGGAUCGAAGAAAUGGAGACAGUGGAUCCCAAAAAAAUAUCAUCGCUUUAACGCACCAUUUUGCUUCCCCAUUCGACUCUGAUUGAGCGCUUAUAAAGACAAGAUAACUAAGCCUAAGGAUACUGAUACAGCAGGAAUUCAGACUUUUAGUUGUUUGAUUUAACAUUUUCCUCCUUGUUUUUUGAACGCAGAUGAUUAUCCCCAUUAUACCAUUAAUAUCCCUUUUAUUUCCUUUACGUUCUGUUUUUAUCAGUGGGUUGUUCAUCCGAUGCCUUCAUAGCUCUACAUCUUGAUAAAUUGGGACCACGAUUUCAAACCCAGCUACUCAAACCUCGCUGUGGCCUGCACCAUUUUGCUUCCCCAGAAGAAUACAGACAAUACAAGGCCAUGAUGAAGAAAAAGCAUCUUUUCUUCAGGUUUCUUUGGACACUAAAACGACUCCCUCUGAACUGCUUUCUUACUUUUUUCAUUUUUAUGUACAUUUAUGUUGUAAUCGGUUUUGUUUUCGGCUGUGAUGUCAUCAUGUUUAAGAACAAACGUUCCUGAAAAUGAAUCCACAACUGAGCAAGGAUGCCAAAUGGCCUCAGUGGAGCUGUUUGUGAAGCAACAGGAACCACUUUGGGAUAAAUCGCUCAACUUUCCUGCUUUUGUUCGGUCGCUUCUUUAACAAGCCAAUUAAUGUUUGAAUAUAGAAAAACUUUAUUCCCGGUCUGACGUUGAGUUUCAUGAAUCACAAGAAUCCGAUCCAUCAUGGAAACAUUUGAUUUGUUCUGAUUAUUGUUGAAAACCAGCUUUGUUUUCCAUCAUCAGGUGGUUGUAAGGGCUGCAAUUCAUGAUCGUUUUCAUUAUCUAUUAAACAUUUUAUAGAUUCUAGUUCAGAAAGAUUCCCAUCACAGUUUCUCAGAGUCCAACGUCUUCAAAUGUCCAAAACUCAGAGAAGUUUAAAUUACUGUAAUAGAGGAGUUCUAUAGACCCUUUUAGUGAUGAUGUCAUGAUGAGGUCACAGUGUUAGCUGGAGGCUAAACAAAGGAAAGACUGGAGGCUAACACUAGCAGUGGGCUAAAGUUACACAUCUAAAAUGACAUCUUGCUGUGUUGUUGGGUGCCAGAAUCCAGAUAUCACAGACAUUGGAGAUGACAAACUGAUUUGAGGCUCUAGCGAACUACAAUAUCGGAGAAACGUUUCAGAGAUGGAGAGUAAAUGUUGCUAAUAUUUAGCGGUCUGCUAACUACAGCCGUGAACCAUUAGCUGCUGUUAGCAGAAGACUAAACUAUUAGCAACCCUUUCUCUCCAUCUCUGAAAUGCUUUGCCGAUAUUGUACGACUCUCUUUUUGACUGACUUUACUGAAGGAUAGUUAACUAUAGGCAUCCAAAGAUUUAUACGCCCUCAAUUUAUCUUUAAAGCGCUGCCGUUGGCCACCAGCCCGGCUGACUACUUUGCUAGCUUAGCCUGCUAAUUCCGCGAUGCUGUCAUGUAAAAACAGAAAAUGAACAAAGUUGUCACUCUCUGGCGAUAGCACUGUGCUUUCCUACGCUGUGACAAGAGUGUGUGGAUGAAGCAUUAAGUUGUUAAAUUUUACUCAUUUAGCGACUGGCUAGUUAGCUAGCUACCUUGCUAAUUCCACCAUGCUGAGAAAAUGAGCCCAACAGCGAACAGCGCUGGGUCACGAUCCCUCUGCCUCACUCCUCGCCGCUAGGAGACUACUUCACCGGGAGGAGAGCAGGCGUUAGCUGGCUAGAUUGUCAGUCUCCGGACAAGUUAGCUAGCUAACUAGCCAGUUCCAGAGACAGACAAGCUAGCUAGCUAACUAACGUUAGCCAGCCGUCUACUACUCCUGAAGUAGUCUCCAGCGGCGUAGGGGUCGGCUAAUCUGGUCCCAUUGAUUAAUGUUAAGUUUCUCAACUAACACUCCUGAUCCUGGAGAGUGAGUGACAGCACAUGUUGAGAGAAACUAGUAUUUUCUUCAGCCAUUGUUAAAAAAACAACAGAGCUCUGUGAAUUAUGAGAUGAUAAAAAUUACAUCGGCUUAGUCAAGGUUUUUCACAAACUUUGUCUACAAAUGUCCAAAACCAGAAGAAAUUUAAAUUACUGUUGUAAAAGAGUUUUAAAAAAACAGUUUAGAAGCUGGGACGAGUGAAUUUGGGGCAUUUUUGAUUAAAAUAAAAUAUCAAAAUGAUUGGCAUUCACCAACUCUUUUAUAGUCAAUAAUCAUCGGCUGUGGAACCAUUUAUAAAUUCACGGGAACAUAUUGACUUUCUGGUCCUUUUUAAAGGUGAUUUUGGCGUGUUUUUAGCCCUUUAAUUAAUUAUACAUUUACAUUCCUGUUGUCAGUUUUUAGACUUCUUUCCUUCCAGGCUGCUGUCAGUUUAUGUAUAUAUUUGACUAAAAUUUGAAGACAUCUUUAUCAUUGCUUGGUCAAAGUUGUGGAGUAGUGAUGCAGUUUAAAACUAGUGUUUAAACUGGUGAGUUCAAGGACCCUCAGAUAUCUGAAAUAUGAGAGUUGACUGCUGAACAGCAACUUUUUAAAUCCCCAAAAAAACGUCAACUUCCUGUCGUGUACAGUGCACACAGAGGACUCCACCAUUGUGUUGGCGUUGAUUAUUGAUUGAUUGGUAAAAUGCAUCACUUGAGAGCCUAUAAACAAACAUUAGCUCUGAUUUAAGCAGCAGGUUGGUUUUUAUAGAAACAAAUUGAAACAAAUUGAAAUCAGUUGAAGCUGCCUGGAAGGAAGGACAUUAAACACGUAAAGUCUUUACGAAGUGUCCCUUGGCUCUGGUUCGUUGGCGUCUUCCUGUCCUGGUUCAGCCCCGUUGGGCCAGUUAUUGAUUACUUCCUGUCACCUGUACCGGCUCCUUCCUGUCUCCGAUCAGUAAUUCUUUUCAGUUGAGUAUGAUAGUUAUUUUUAUAAGCUCAGCAAAGCCAACCUUUUUCUAUGUACAUAUAAAGUUGUAUUUUUUUAACUGUACCUGAAUGCGUCACCAUGAUGAUGAUGAUGAUGAUGAUGGCUGCCUGCAUUGGUAAUCUGAAAUAUAAACACUUGUUUUUUUCAACUUG
Molecule: messenger RNA, 5326 nt
Organism: Sebastes umbrosus (honeycomb rockfish)
Lineage: Eukaryota; Metazoa; Chordata; Actinopteri; Perciformes; Sebastidae
Gene: gabpb2a
Product: GA binding protein transcription factor subunit beta 2a
Exons: 8
Coding region: 318-1601 (427 amino acids)
Biological process (GO): positive regulation of transcription by RNA polymerase II
Cellular component (GO): nucleus
Molecular function (GO): protein binding; transcription cis-regulatory region binding
Source: RefSeq, a predicted model, not a curated record